Messenger RNA from Guillardia theta CCMP2712, 1173 nucleotides. RefSeq lists its product as hypothetical. Lineage: Eukaryota; Cryptophyceae; Pyrenomonadales; Geminigeraceae. Gene Ontology annotation, biological process: protein maturation. The record is from RefSeq and is a predicted model, not a curated record. Gene Ontology annotation, cellular component: endoplasmic reticulum membrane. The transcript has 3 exons. The coding region runs from base 1 to 1173 and encodes 390 amino acids.
AUGGUCAGCACGAUGGGUAAAUGGUGGGAGAAGCGGGUGCAGCGACUUCGAGCGUUGCUGGAGAAGGUGGGGAGGCAGGGGAAAGCGACAUCGGAGCCGGCAUACGAGCAGGAGCGACCAGCGGCAUACGAGAAAUCGCGAGCGAUCUUUCUGCAGGGGCUGGGGCUCAUGUUCCUCGUCGCCUUCUCCUCCUACUUCAUCCAGUUCGAGGGGCUCUACGGCAGCCAGGGCAUCCUCCCCCUCACCGAGCAGCUCCAGCUCUCUCGCGGCCUGCGCUGGCAGCUCUACCCCACCAUCGUGCGGUGGCAUGCGGCACUUGGGAUAGACGAGUACCUCCUGUGCAACUUCCUCGCCGUCCUCGGCCUCCUCGUCUCCUCGAUCGCUGCCAUCGGCUUCGGGACAGCUCCUGUCAUCUUCGCGUGCUGUGUGCUGUACCUGUCCUUGACAACGGUUGGAGACGUGUUCAUGUACUUCCAGUGGGACGCCCUCCUCCUCGAGACAGGCUUCCUCUCCGUCAUGUACGCUCCUCUCUGGACUCGUCCUCGCCGCAGCUCCCAGGUGCCGCGCGUUCCCCUCUGGAUGCUUCGCUUCCUCCUCUUCAAGCUGAUGCUCAUGAGCGGCGUCGUCAAGAUCGCUUCCAAGGACCGCGUCUGGCAGCAGCUGACCGCCCUCUCCUACCACUUCGCCUCUCAGCCCAUCCCGACCCCCAUGGCCUGGUACCUGCGGCAGCUCCAUCCUCUCCUUCUCCAGCUCGGCGUCGCCCUCGUCUUUGUGAUCGAGAUCCCUGUCGCCUUCCUCCUCAUCUGCCCGCUUCGGGUCGUCCGGCAUGGAGCUGCGGGGGCAGUGGCGCUGCUUCAGGUUCUCAUCAUGGUCUCGGGCAACUACGGCUUCUUCAACCUCCUCACGCUCCUCCUCCUCGUCAACCUCCUCGACGACACUUUCUGGGUCUCCUUCCUCCGCGAGUGGGAGAAGGACGCGUCUGACGACCGCAACGUCAGAGGCAAGGGGAUGUACGGCAGCAGAGGAAGCAACACCUCCUACUUGGGCUCCUCCCCCUCUUCCUUCCCUGGCAGCGGGACAGACGUCGAUCCCCUUCAGAGGCGCCAUGGGCCCCGGGGCUACGAGUACGUGGGAAGGAAGACCCCUGCCUUCUGCUGGGCUUCUCUACUCUAA